Monoraphidium neglectum is the source of this 1335-nucleotide messenger RNA. RefSeq names its product Transmembrane 9 superfamily member 4 Flags:Precursor. Lineage: Eukaryota; Viridiplantae; Chlorophyta; Chlorophyceae; Sphaeropleales; Selenastraceae. The record is from RefSeq and is a predicted model, not a curated record. The coding region runs from base 1 to 1335 and encodes 444 amino acids. The transcript is spliced from 9 exons. Gene Ontology annotation, biological process: protein localization to membrane. Gene Ontology annotation, cellular component: membrane.
AUGGCGAGACUACAAGGAGCAGCGCUGAUCCUGGCGCUCAUGCCAGGCCUCGUCCUGGCAUACUAUAUGCCGGGGACGUACCCCCAGGAGUUUUGGGCAGGGGACACGCUGAACGUGCCGACGCCCCCCCACCUGCCGCCGCUCCCGCAGCCCUUCUGCAAGCCCCCGGAGGGCGUCAAGCGCGUGGCCAACACCGCCAACUUGGGCACCAUCCUGCAGGGCCUGCGCAUCGAGAACUCGCCCUACAACUUCACAGUCAAUGUCCGGGAGGAGGGCAAGAACGCGUGCGGCGCCGGCGGCGCCGCGCCGCCGCUGACGAAGCAGGACGUGGGGCUGCUGAAGAAGAUGAUCAACGGGGAGUACACGGUCAACAUGAUCCUGGACAACCUGCCGGUCACCAUGCAGGACCUCACGUCGGACAACGAGGAGGUCCGGCCCGGCUUUGACAUUGGCUACCAGGAUGGCGACAAGUACUUUGUUUUCAACCACCUCCGCUUCAACGUGCUCGUGCACGCCACCCACGGCGAGUACCUGCGGGCCCGCCAGGGCGUGGACGGCGCCUCCCUGGGCAGCAUUGACGCCCGCAAGCUGCUGGCCGCGGCGGGCGUCGGGCGGGGCGCGGCGGAGGCGGCGGCGGAGGCGGCGGCGGAGGCGAUCGGGCGGCAGCUCAUGGCGGCCGGCGGCCUCGCCAAGGAGCAGCGCAUGCCCGCCCCCGGGGAGCAGUUGUACAUGGUCGUCGGCUUCGAGGUGAUGCCCUGCAGCAUCAAGCGCAAGAAGGGCAAGCCCAUCGACAACCUGGACUGCGGCAUCGACGCGGACCGGCCCCCGGAGCCGCAGGAGAUCAAGGAAGGCGAGGAGGUGGUGUACACGUACGACGUGUACUGGCAGCCCAGCGACACGCGCUGGGCCAGCCGGUGGGACGCCUACCUGCGGAUGCCGGGGGGCAAGGUGCACUGGUUCAGCAUCCUCAACAGCCUGCUGAUCGUGCUGGUGAUGGCGUCACUCGUCGCCACCAUCCUCAUCCGCACGGUGCGGCGGGACCUGGCUAAGUACGAGCAGCUGAUGGUCGACGGCCCCACGGACAUGAGAGAGGAAGCCGGCUGGAAGCUGCUCACGGGGGACGUGUUCAGGGCGCCGGAGCACCCCCAGGCGCUCUGCGUCUAUGUUGGGUCGGGGACUCAGGUGAUGUGCGUCACUUUCGUCACCCUCGUCCUGGCCACACUGGGCUUUUUGUCGCCCGCCAGCCGCGGCGCGCUGCUGACCACCACCUUCAUCACGUACGUGCUGAUGUCGGUUGUGGCAGGCGCAGUGGCGGUCUUCCUCUGGGGCCAGUGA